AGAAUACACUAUCAGCAUUUUUUUAAAUUCGUUUGAAUUAAAUUAACUAAGUUGUAUUUAAAUGGUCUAAAUUGCGGUGUAGCCAAGAAUUUUUGCAAACUAACCCAACGGUGACGCAUAAUAAUGGUAACGGGCUACAUAUUUGAUAUCAUCGUUGUGCGCAUUGACACGACCGCGCAAAGAUUCGAUGAUGCGAAUCUGUUUACCGUCGAUGUAAAUUACAAUAAUGUCUCUCUGAGCAUAACCGCCAGUCGCAUCAAUGUGGCCGAAUUUCGUUCCGGACGCAGUUACGAAUUUGAUUCCUCUCCGGAGGAAUUACGUGCGGACAUGGAGGCUAAUCCACUUAGGAUUACUGUGAAAUAUGACAAUGCGAUCAUAGGAUCUGGAGCUUUGAUAUGGCCAGAUUCUGUGCUCAACAAAGUAGCCGACUCGUCUAAUGAAAUCACACAUAUUGACGAAUGCCAGCUCGUUUUGGAUGAUGAUAUAGUUGGCAUUGUUGAAGUAAUCGUGCGACUAAAGUGUAAAUGCCAAGAUAAUUGUGACGAUUUUAUGGGUGACCGCGAUGACAUACGACAUCACUUGGAUAAGGUGAUCAAUCCGCAUGAUAUUCUCUUUGUGGUCGGUGAUACGAAUAAAGAUGACGAAUGCACCGGCCUACUGCCCGACUCUAAUCAGUCCUGUGAUGGUGAUCGAUUUACCACAGCACUCGACUUGUCGCGCUAUCGUGCCAUGAACGGACGUUUAGUGCCGACAAUUGACAUUCUGAACACCUGCGACAAUGCGGAGUGCUGUGAGCUGAAGAAAAUGUCAAACACAUAUCAAAAGCUGAUCGAUUCCAUAUCAACAGCAAACGAUAAGCGUUCUUGUCGUGCAUCUGUUCAUAUGCGCGAUUGUCCUCAUGAGAAUAAAUUUUCCUCGAGCAGUACCAGAGACAGUUCAGAUUGCAGAUUUCCAUGUUCUUGCUUUGCCAACCAACAUACGGAGGAUGGUGCUUUCGCCGGCGAAAAGCUCAUCAAUAUUUGUCCCACAGUGGCACCGAACACUAAUCAAAUGGUCAUGCACACACCGAAGCACUGCCCGGUUUGCAAGACAAAUAUUUCUUGGCUACCCAAACUUGCCUGCUGUCCAAAAUGUGGUUAUAAGCCGGUACCGUACGUAGAAGAGAAACCGUACAAUGAAAAACUGACCGCUGAUCAAAUACUUCAAGAGUAUCUGGACAAACAGUCGAGUGGCACCGAUCAAAAAAUAAGCGACUGCUGCCGAGCUGAAAACGAGGAGAUACCCUCCUCUACCGACAAAAAAGAAUGUCGAUGCACAUGCAAGAACGGCAAGGUGUGCGCUCAUUGCCGAAUACGGAAGUUGUGCGAAGAUAUCUUUCAACCGCCACGGCCGCCGGAAGAACCCAAAAAGGACUGUGGUAAAUGCGAAUCGGAGGAAAUGUUCAACGUAUGUAAGACAAGCAGCAAGGACUGUCGCCCUUAUCUGGCCCGCGUAUUCUCCGAGCUGAGAGAUUUGUAUGACCUCAAAAAAGCACAAUACAAACCUUUCAAACAAGAUGAAAGAUGCGAGAAAGAGUUACAAGGGUCAGGACGAAACCAAAAGAAACGCCCUCAAGGAGAUAUUUCGGGAAAUUCAGAAAAGCAGAAAAGAGAUAACCAGAAUGACAAACAAAUGCCUAGGCGAAAGAAAAAAAGGCAGCCGAGAGCAGCAACGUCUAACUCAAAAACCAGCAACAAUGAAAAGAAGUCAUAUUCUUAUGGUGGUGGUCAUUUUUCUCCGGUCAAGGAUGCUCGUCCCCAAAAACGCAACAACAAUGGAUGUUUCAACCUUGGCAAAAAGAAUGUACCGCGAAAUAUGGGAUGGCUGUGGAAUUUAGAUACAAGUGGCAAACGACGUGGUUGGAAGCCGGGCGCUAUACGCAAACCCAUCAAAGAGAUCAUGAGAUUCUUUCUGAAAGACUACCCAGCAGACACAAUACGUGUCUCGCAGUACGCCUACCGCGACCAAGGCAAAGGUGAUGGCAAAGAGUCGGAGGAGCAAAUAGUUCAGCGGCCCACAUUACAUAUAUGCAAAAAGAAUGAUGAAUAUUUCAUAACAUUGCGACCGCUUAAGGAUCCUGAGGCACUCAAGGAAUGUGCCGAUCCGUACCUCAAUAUGAAACCCAUACAAUUUAAAAUAACCAAAAAUCCAUUAAUGGUCGAAAUGAGUAAAUUGAAGCGUUGCCUCAAAGACAUGGGCUUCGCAAAAUGCACCUGUCACAAACCAGUGGUUGAGUGUUUCUGUCGGAGCUUCUUGGAUAAAAAGCGAUUGGAAUAUCAAGUCAGCAAGGAGUGCAGAAAGCGUCAAAUAUCCUGCUGCAAUAGCACAUUGGUUUUGUCCGACACUACAGACUCAGAUGUGGAAUUCGAUUUCGGUGUGACACCACCUGCGGGCGUGGUAAAACCGGAGAGACUUAAGAAGCCUCAUCUUGUGAACCAUGGCACGCAGUAUGUAGAGAAUGACUGGAAUGUCCAGCCAAAGUAUCCGCUACCACCCAACCGUUUUAUGAAAUCAUACAACUGCGCAACCGGUGCGCACUACGAUUUUAGCGGAGGAAGUGGGUGGGGCGGUGGAUGGCUUGGUGCUCCCAGUGGAGGCUGGGGUCCUGGUGGUGGUAGAGGUGGUUGGGGUCCUGGUGGUGGUAGAGGUGGUUGGGGACCUGGACGGGGUAGAGGAGUUUGGGGUCCUGGUGGGGGCAGAGGAGUUUGGGGUCCUGGAGGCGGUAGAGGCGGUGUACCUGGUGGUGGCAGAGGUGGACGUGGAAAUGGAAGGUGGGGGCCAGGAGGCGCUGCCGGAGGCCCUGGGGGCGGAAUAGGGCCCGAAGGAAAGCCUUUACCUGGCGGUGGUGGAAAGGGUGGCGGUGGAGGCCCUGGAGGUCCCGGAGUUCCUGGAAGCUCCGCAUAUCAAGCGAGACUUCGACGUGAGCGUCUUACAGAAGUUCCUCCACCCUUGCUUUGUAUGAUUGAUCGUCGUAGAAAACCGGAUCCAUGCACUUACCCAUGUUGUUAUCCGUGUUAUCCAAGUUAUUCGCCUUGCUAUCCGUGUGGCGAUUAUUGUUAUCCGUGUCCAGAACGAAUAUGUUAA
Rhagoletis zephyria (snowberry fruit fly) is the source of this 3123-nucleotide messenger RNA. RefSeq lists its product as uncharacterized. The record is from RefSeq and is a predicted model, not a curated record. Lineage: Eukaryota; Metazoa; Arthropoda; Insecta; Diptera; Tephritidae.